AAGAACCGUGUGUCGAACAGGAUUUCGCCGAUUGUUCAAACACCGAUUGACUUAAAAUGAGGUGGCAUCGGGAUAUUACAGUUUCACCGUUCACACAAUCUCGUGCUAGUCGCUUGAAUUGUCGAAGGGAGGGGAUUUUAUACGCACGUAAUGAUCGCGUGAGGACGUUUUUAGGGAGAAAAGGAGGAUGAAAUGAAAUCGAUGGGUGAGGAACCUCGGCGAGAGGAGUGUUUGGAAAGAGUUUGCGAGUACCGUAUGUAAAACAGCGCAAACCUGACUGCGUGUGUACAGCUGUGACUCCCGUUGGCAUGGUUGUUUGACUUUUGUUGCGAGAUAAGAGAAAGGGGUUUGCAUUUGGCGGGCUGGAGUUUUUGGCAUUCAUUUGAGGAUGAUAUUAGACACUCGGGUCGAGAUACGAUGGAAAUUAAAGGGUUUGAAAUUGUGAAACAGGGCGCUGAAGCCCGACUAUUUAAAGGAACGUAUCUUGGGCGACCAGCCCUGAUUAAAGAAAGAUUUGUUAAAAAAUACAGACACCCUGAUCUAGACACGCUCCUGACUAAAGAUAGAACCAAGGGCGAAGCACGCGCGAUUGUUCGUGCCAAGGCCGCCGGUGUAAAAACACCAGCAUUAUUCUUAGUUGAUUUUGAUCGACGUCGUAUAUAUAUGGAGUAUAUCAAUGAUGCAAUCACGUUAAAAGAUUACAUAGACUCUAAUAUCUCUGACAAAGAAAAUGUGGGCUGUUUGAUAAGUUUCAUUGCAGAGCAGGUUGGAUCUGCCGUUGCCAGAUUACAUUCAAGAAACAUCAUUCACGGGGACCUGACAACCUCAAAUAUGCUUCUGAAAAAUUAUCCCGUGUCGCAAAGAGAAUGUACGGGUGAAAAAGAUGAGAAAAAUAAUUUCGAAGGAGAGAUUAUCCUGAUAGAUUUCGGACUAGCUCAUGUCGAAUCUACAGCAGAAGACAAAGCCGUGGAUCUGUAUGUGCUGGAGAGAGCCUUGCUUAGUGCGCAUUCGGAGGUGCCAAGUUUGUUUCCCGAAAUGUUGCAGUUUUACCAAAAAUUCUGCACAUCAAAGGACAAACGCGAUGUUAUUGCAAAAUACAAGGAAGUUCAGGCACGCGGUCGAAAGCGUCUUAUGAUUGGAUGAUCGAGAUUUGACAGAUAGGAAGACUUUCAUGCUCUCAUUUAUGAAAUGUCAUUCGAAAUGAUUUUCUUUAAAGUUUUCUAAAAAGAAUAAAAUCUGUCAUCUACAUGGAUAUGGAUGUUUCCUAGACAAUUCCAGAGCCAACAGCAAAAACUCCACAGCCUUUGUUCAAACUUACAAUUAGAUCUGGAAAUGACUGCUUCACUAAAUGAAGACAUUUAAAGUGUGCGAAAUGUGUUUAUAAAUGGAAUUUACAUUGCGACGUGGCGUUAUAAUACAAGAUCACGUUCGAUGCAUCCGGUAUGUUGUGAAUAUUCAAAUAUCGUGAAUUAUAGUUCUUACGCUGCUCUCGAUGCAGUAUAUAAUAAAUAGGAAUUAAUUAAUCUGGUUCAAAUUCAUCGUAUUACAUUAUACAGAGCUUAUCAAUUAUGCUAGAUAUACUAGAUGUCUCACUGUUGUUUGGCAGGUUAUUGAGCAGCUAUUUCUCUCCUAAAUUGGUAUCAGUCGAAGUGAAGACCAGAAUAUAUUAUUAUCCAAGUUACC
Molecule: messenger RNA, 1683 nt
Organism: Neodiprion virginianus
Lineage: Eukaryota; Metazoa; Arthropoda; Insecta; Hymenoptera; Diprionidae
Gene: Prpk
Product: EKC/KEOPS complex subunit Tp53rk
Exons: 4
Coding region: 418-1143 (241 amino acids)
Biological process (GO): protein phosphorylation
Cellular component (GO): EKC/KEOPS complex; cytosol; nucleus
Molecular function (GO): ATP binding; protein serine/threonine kinase activity
Source: RefSeq, a predicted model, not a curated record